GAUUCUUUUCCUGACCCAUUCCUUUCCCCUAUCACUCAGAUAUACUCCCGCAUUUGCUCCAAGGACCGCUUAUUUUCAACCGAGACUCUAUUUUUCUUUGUUUUGACUUUUUCUUGCAUCCAUACUUCCACAAUGUGCCCCGGUGCAGACCACCAGACAAACGGACACACAAAUGGUGUCAAUGGUGUGCCUAAGGACCUUGAUGUACCUCCCCAUCCCGGCUACACUGCCGUCGAGACCCGUCAGAACCCCCACCCUUCGACUUCCCGGAAUCCCUACGGCCACAAUGUCGGCGUUACAGACUUUUUGAGCAAUGUCUCUCGUUUCAAGAUCAUUGAGAGUACUCUCCGUGAGGGUGAACAGUUUGCCAAUGCCUUCUUCGACACCGAGAAGAAGAUUGAGAUUGCCAAGGCCCUAGAUGACUUUGGUGUUGACUACAUCGAGCUCACCAGCCCUUGCGCCUCCGAGCAAUCGAGACGUGACUGCGAGGCCAUCUGCAAGCUUGGAUUGAAGGCCAAGAUUCUCACUCACAUCCGGUGCCACAUGGAUGAUGCAAGAAUUGCCGUCGAGACUGGUGUGGACGGAGUUGACGUUGUUAUCGGAACGUCUUCCUACCUUCGUGAGCACUCUCAUGGCAAGGAUAUGACUUACAUAAAGAGCGCUGCCAUCGAAGUUAUCGAGUUCGUGAAGUCCAAGGGUAUUGAGAUCAGAUUUUCCAGCGAGGACUCUUUCCGUUCUGACCUGGUUGAUCUCCUGUCUAUCUAUUCUGCCGUCGACAAGGUUGGUGUGAACCGCGUUGGUAUUGCAGACACUGUCGGAUGCGCAUCUCCUCGCCAGGUUUACGAAUUGGUCCGGGUCUUGAGGGGUGUUGUCGGAUGCGACAUUGAGACCCACUUCCACAACGACACUGGCUGUGCCAUUGCAAACGCCUACUGUGCCUUGGAGGCUGGUGCCACCCACAUUGACACCUCUGUUCUCGGCAUUGGCGAACGUAACGGUAUCACUCCUCUGGGAGGUCUCAUGGCCCGUAUGAUGGUCGCCGAUUCCGAGUACGUCAAGAGCAAGUACAAGCUUGAGAAGAUCAAGGACAUUGAGGACCUUGUUGCCGAGGCAGUUGAGGUCAACAUCCCCUUCAACAACUACAUCACUGGUUUCUGCGCCUUCACCCACAAGGCCGGUAUCCACGCCAAGGCUAUUCUCAACAACCCUAGCACCUACGAGAUCAUCAACCCUGCCGACUUCGGCAUGACUAGAUAUGUCCACUUCGCUUCACGACUGACUGGCUGGAACGCUAUCAAGUCGCGUGCUCAGCAACUCAACCUUGACCUGACAGAUGCGCAGUGCAAGGAAUGUACUGCCAAAGUCAAGGCUCUCGCCGAUAUCAGACCCAUCGCUGUUGACGAUGCUGACAGCAUCAUCCGCGCUUAUCACCGCAACCUCAAGCUGGGUGAGAACAAGCCUCUCCUCGAUCUCACCGCUGACGAACAAGCUCAGUUUGCUGCCAAGGAAAAGGAAUUGGCGGCUGCGACCAAGGCAAACGGCACUUCUGCCUAAACACCAUGCAUUCUUUCUCUUGCAUUUGUAUUUUCUGAUUUAAGGCGUUAUUCACUGCGCUGAGAUUUAUGGUGAAGUUCUCGCAACGACUACCCGCAUCCGGAUCCUCGACGAAUUCGACGGUUAUGUGCUUGGGAUUUCCUUUUGUUUUUUUUUUGUUUUUUGGGAGUUUGAAAAGUGCUUUGUCGCUAAAAAAAAAAAAACAAAAAGCGGAAAAACAGAGAUAGAAAAAGAGUACCGGGAGAGUAGCAGGUCUAAAAUUACUCUCUGUGCUGUAUAUAACAGUAGGCAGGAGCAAUUUCCACCGGAUGUAAUUUAUUUGAAACUGUCGGACACUAAUUCUGCAUGCCAUAUGGGCUAUUGCUACGUAGCAUCCGCGGAGUCACUACGGCGAGUUUCCUGCAGGAACAAAA
Molecule: messenger RNA, 1967 nt
Organism: Monascus purpureus
Lineage: Eukaryota; Fungi; Ascomycota; Eurotiomycetes; Eurotiales; Aspergillaceae
Source: the annotation of a GenBank genome assembly